Messenger RNA from Brassica napus (rape), 453 nucleotides. RefSeq lists its product as uncharacterized. The record is from RefSeq and is a predicted model, not a curated record. Bases 258 to 383 code for a protein of 41 amino acids. The transcript has a single exon. Lineage: Eukaryota; Viridiplantae; Streptophyta; Magnoliopsida; Brassicales; Brassicaceae.
UCUAAAAUCUUCUAUCUAAUUUAAGCACAUGUUCUGAAUUUAUGAUGGAUUAAUUCAUGAGCCUUUAGCUGCUUUCUCUAAAAGUGUUUACUCUUCCUUCAGGUUCUAGAGGAGAAAUCCUGACAAAUACGCUUCCUGUUGAUGCUGUUUCUGUCACUUGAUCAGCUUGACUAGAGUCGCCUAAGAUCUUUUGGCAUGUCUCAACCAGACAGUGUCUGCAUUUCGGACAAGUCAAAUGUUGUUGAAGCCACUUGUCAAUGCAACGAACAUGGAACCCGUGGUUGCACUUAGGGAGCAGCCUAAGCUUUUCACCGCAAACAAAAUCUGACAGACAGAUAACACACUCUUCACCAAUCCCAGACAGGUUCAUCUCAUGUGUGUAACUCACGACAGGGAACAUUUUUAGAGCUUUCUUCUUGAUUCCUUUGUUUGAUGAACUGUGUGGUGUUAAAA